CUUCCACUCCCACCUUCUCAAUUCGUGUUAAAUUCAACAAAAACCUAAGCUUGUUUGCUACUAUAAUAAACUAGUUUCAACUAUAUCAAGUAAUUGUGUAAUUCCUUGAAGCUCAUUCAUUGCUUUUGGAUAUGACAAUGUCGGGGCCUUAUACCGUGAAAGUUGAAGAAGCAAGGCCAGCGACGGCCCACAAGCCGUCGGCCGGGCCGGUUUAUAGGUGUAUUUAUGCAAAAGAUGGUCUGCUAGAGUGUCCGGCCGCGCUGGAGUCUCCUUGGCAGUUUUUUAGUGACACUGCUAAAAGGAUUCCGAAUAGCCCAAUGCUUGGUCGUCGCAAGCUCACUGGUGACAAGGGUGGACCUUACAUAUGGCUUACUUAUCAAGAGGCUUAUGAAGCUGCCAUGCGUUUUGGUUCUGCCAUCAGGAGCCGUGAUGUCAAUCCUGGACAACGGUGUGGAAUAUAUGGGUCCAAUUGCCCGGAAUGGAUUAUAGCAAUGGAGGCUUGUGCGAGCCAAGCUAUAACAUUUGUACCGCUAUAUGAUACACUUGGUGCUAAUGCAGUAGAGUUCAUCAUCAACCAUGCUGAAGUUUCAAUAGCUUUUGUUCAAGAGAACAAAAUCCCUGCUAUUCUAUCUUGCCUUCCAAGGUGUUCUUCAAAUUUAAAAACUAUCGUAAGCUUUGCAAAAAUUUCUAGCACACAGAAGAAGGAAGCUGAAGAACUUGGCGUAUCUUGCUUUUCUUGGGAGGAAUUUCUACAAUCAGGAAGCUUGGACUGUGAACUUCCUCCGAAAAAGAAGACUGACAUAUGCACAAUAAUGUACACCAGUGGAACGACAGGAGAACCAAAAGGUGUUGUUCUUAGUAAUGAGGUGAUCAUGACAGAAGUAUUGAGCAUUGACCAAUUGUUUGAGAUUACAGACAAAGGGCGUUCAGAAGAGGACAUAUACUUCUCAUUCCUGCCUUUGGCCCAUAUAUAUGAUCAAACAAUGGAGAACUAUUGUAUCUACAAAGGUUGCUGCAUAGGAUUUUGGCAAGGCGAUGUCCGAUAUUUGAUGGAUGACAUUCAGGAGCUGAAACCAACUAUGUUUUGUGCGGUUCCAAGAGUUUAUGAUCGCAUAUAUACUGGAAUAUCUAAUAAAAUUUCAUCUGGGGGUCUAUUGUCAAAGAAAGUGUACGAAUUUGCAUAUAACUACAAGUUGAGCUAUUUAGAGAAGGGUCUGCCACAAGACAAAGCAGCACCUAGGUUGGACAAUUUAGUCUUCAGUAAGAUAAGGCAAGCCUUAGGGGGAAGGCUACAAGCGAUGUUUUCUGGUGCAGCACCUUUGCCUAGGCAUGUCGAGGAGUUUCUGAGGGUCACUAGUGGAACUCCUAUAACACAAGGAUACGGUCUUACUGAAAGUUGUGGUGGAUGUUUUACAUCCAUGGCCAAUGUGUUUCCUAUGAUGGGAACUGUUGGGGUUCCUUUCACAACCAUCGAAGCGAGGCUUGAGUCAGUGCCAGAGAUGGGAUAUGAUGCACUUUCUAAUUUGCCAAGGGGAGAGAUUUGCCUAAGGGGAAAUACCUUGUUCUCAGGUUAUUACAAGCGGCCAGAUAUAACUGAAGAAGUUGUUGUUGAUGGCUGGUUCCAUACAGGUGACAUUGGAGAAUGGCAACCAAAUGGAGCAAUGAAAAUAAUUGACAGAAAGAAGAAUAUAUUUAAGCUGUCUCAAGGUGAAUAUGUUGCUGUGGAGAGCAUUGAAAACAUAUACUUGCAAUGCCCUCUUAUUGCAUCGAUAUGGGUCUACGGGAACAGUUUUGAGUCAUUUCUUGUAGCUGUCGUGGUCCCUGACCGAAAGGCACUAGAAGACUGGGCAACAAACCACCUUUACGAGUCUGUUGAUUUUAAAUCAUUGUGUAAAAACACAAAAGCAAGGAAAUACAUUUUAGAUGAGCUAAAUAGCACUGGUCAGAAACACAAGCUUCGAGGUUUCGAGAUGUUAAAAGCUGUUCACUUGGAACCAACUCCCUUUGACAUAGAGAGGGACCUUGUUACUCCAACAUUUAAACUGAAGAGGCCUCAAUUGCUCAAACACUACCAGAACCAGAUUGAUGAAUUGUACAGUGAAGCAAAGGGACCAAAGGUAUGAUAAGCUAUUUCAGAAGCUUCAAAAAUCUGAUGUUCAGCUAUACAGAUAUCUAAAAGUUUCCUGCUUCUGGUUCCCAUUAAAUCUUGUUUGUGUACCUUAGUGAAAUAGAAAUCGCGACAACUGAAGUGACUUGGCAUCCUGAUCCUUGUUACUGUUUGUAGAUAAAUAAGACUAUUUGAAACUUCCUCAUAUGAGAAAUUAUGUAAACUCUAUUCAAAAUUAAAAACUUCAAACAUGUUUCCUGUGAUA
This is a messenger RNA of Mangifera indica (mango), 2372 nucleotides long. RefSeq names its product probable CoA ligase CCL6. Gene Ontology annotation, cellular component: endoplasmic reticulum; membrane. Gene Ontology annotation, biological process: fatty acid metabolic process; wax biosynthetic process; cutin biosynthetic process. Lineage: Eukaryota; Viridiplantae; Streptophyta; Magnoliopsida; Sapindales; Anacardiaceae. The transcript has 19 exons. Bases 132 to 2123 code for a protein of 663 amino acids. The record is from RefSeq and is a predicted model, not a curated record. Gene Ontology annotation, molecular function: long-chain fatty acid-CoA ligase activity.